AUGCAUCUCGUCAAGCCGCUAUGGUUGACCCAUCCAGGUGAACUCAAGGACUUCGAAGUAUACAGCUGUCAUGUCUCUCCAGACGGGAGCCGCCUGGUCACGGCCGCCGGAGAUGGACAUGUUCGAAUAUGGUCAACCGAAUCUAUCUUCAAUUCUAUGAACCCAGAAUACUCGAAGCCCAAGCAACUUGCCGCCGUUAGCCACCACUCUGGCACCAUUCAUACUGUUCGGUUUUCGGGGAAUAAUAAGUACCUGGCUUCAGGUGCGGAUGACAAGAUCGUUUGGUCCAACGAACCUCCCCCCGUGGAAAACUGGAGGGUGAUGCGCCGCCUCAUUGGCCAUGACAACGACGUGCAGGAUUUGGGCUGGUCUUACGAUUCGUCAAUACUGGUGUCUGUCGGCUUGGACUCGAAGGUGGUGGUCUGGUCAGGGCAUACUUUCGAGAAGUUAAAGACGCUGUCAAACCACCAGAGUCACGUCAAGGGCAUCAGCUUUGAUCCCGCGAACAAAUACUUUGCUACAGCUAGCGAUGAUCGAACUAUCAAAGUCUUCCGGUUCACCUCGCCUCCUCCCAAUGCCACAGCUCAGGAUCAGGUCAAUAAUUUCAUGCUCGAGCACACAAUCUCGGGCCCGUUCGUUGCGUCGCCGCUUACAACGUACUUUCGACGAUUAUCAUGGUCACCGGAUGGAAACCACAUCGCCGCUUCGAAUGCGGUGAACGGUCCGGUCAGCUCUGUUGCGAUCAUUGCGCGAGGAUCCUGGGACAGCGAUAUAAACUUGAUUGGACAUGAAGGUCCUGUGGAAGUAUGUGCGUUCUCUCCGAGGAUGUUCUACCGGGAGCCUCUGGCACAGGAACAUCUUGAUAGCAACGGAAAUCCGACAUUACCUUCAGUUACGGUAGUAGCAUGCGCGGGCCAGGACAAGACGCUGAGUAUCUGGAAUACAAGCUUCGCAAGGCCGUUUACGGUUACACAAGAGUUGGCGAUGAAAUCUAUAUCCGAUCUAGCCUGGCAUCCGAACGGAGAAACACUUUUUGUUACGAGUCUCGACGGGAGUAUUAUGGCGGUGGUAUUUGAGACUGGGGAGCUAGGAUACCCAGCAUCGAUGGAAGAGAACGACAGAUCGCUAUCGAAAUUUGGUGCUGGUCGAAGAGCUGGCGUGGUUGAAGGCACUGAUGCCCUUCUACUCGAGGAAAGUAGCAAGGCCGGAGAGUUGAAGGGCGUCCAGGGAAGAAUGGGAGCCUUGAUGGGCGACAGCUCGACACAAGCUCCCACAAUUACGAAUGGCACGAACGGCCUGACUACUGCCUUGACGAACGGAUCCGCAUCCGCCGCCGCAAUUGAUCCGCCCAAGGACAACAGAGUCGACAAGCUGAAGCAACGAGUCACUGUGACUAAGGAUGGAAAGAAACGAAUCGCGCCGAUGCUCGUCUCGUCAUCGUCUGGACUUGCUGAAUCUUCUUUGCCACAAACACAGAUGAUUUCGGCUACCACAACAGGCGCUCGAAGUGACAAUCCACACAAUAUCCUGGACCUCUCGAAGCCUUUCGAUGGAUUCCCCAAAGGUGGCUUGGCUUCGCUCCUCAUUGGAAAUAAAAGAAAAUUUGCCGACAUCGAGGGCGAUGAGGACCGGCAAGUGGAAAGGCGGUUGGCUGGUGCUGCAAAAAAUGGCGGCGCUGCAAUCGUCAUCAACAGCGCAGAAGGAUUGGUCCCACCGGCCGCAGCUUUGAGGACUAUCGACAACGAGCCGCCGAAAUACCUUCGGCCUGCGAUUCUCAGCCCUGCCUUAAGCGUUAGCCAAGUCAGACUUGCCGUGCCCAAAGUCCGAAGCGUGAUUGUAAGGACUAUGGAUGGCAGUGAGCCCCCUCACGCGAACGGUAUCGAUGCUACCACGGGCGGUCGAAGUGAGACUGCGAACGAAGAUGCUGUUAUAAUGGAAGCUCGCAAUGCUUCGGGACCGUCAAGGACCCAACGACCUCAGGACAACGAUCCUACAAGAAUAAAUUGUACAAAACGUGGCCAAUCACUCUGGCAAGACUAUCUACCAAAAGCUGUGCUUCUGGUCACAGGUAACACCAAUUUCUGGGCCGCAGCAUGCGAGGAUGGCUCGGUAUACAUCUGGACACCGGCUGGCCGUCGGAUACUGAAUCCUCUCAUCCUAGAAGCACAACCCGUCAUUAUGGACUGCAGAGGCUGGUGGUUGCUGUGCAUAUCAGCGGUCGGCAUGUGCCACGUCUGGAACCUCAAAACAAUGGCCUCGCCCCAUCCCCCCGUCUCACUCGCCCCGGUGCUGGACAUAGCAUCGCACGCCCAAGGGCCCCAUCUCACGCGCUCCCCCGGGAUCAUCUUCGCCCGCCUCAACACCGAAGGCCGCAUCGUCCUCGCCAUGUCCAACGGCGAUGGCUACACCUACUCGCCCACCAUGUACACCUGGCAGCGCAUCUCGGAGCCCUGGUGGGCCGUCGGCAGCCAGUAUUGGAACACGACCGACUCUUCCGUCGGCAACCUCAAGUCCUCGAGCGACCAGGCCAAGACGACAGAGCAAAACGACGCUGUCUCGCCUGAGAACAUCUCCGCGGGUAUCAUACCGCUGCUCGAGCGCAACACGACCAACCACACCCUCGUGCAAGGCCGCGCGUACUACCUCCAGCGCCUCAUCAAAGCGCUCAUCUCGGCGGAGGGUUUUGAGGGCUUCGAGGCUAAUGUGUCCGUCGCUCAUCUCGAGAACCGCGUCGCGGCGGCUAUAGCGCUCGGCGCAAGGGAAGAGUUUAGGAUCUAUUUCCUCAUGUACGCAAAGCGGCUGGGCGCUGAGGGGCUCAAGGGCAAAGUCGAAGAACUACUACGCAGUCUGCUCGGCGACUUCCUAAGCGAGGAGCACGAGGGGGAUGAGGAAGAUGGCGCCGACGAGAAAGAGAAAACGAAAGAGACGGAGGAGUUGGUGUGUGGGUGGAAGCGAGAAGAGCUGCUGAGGGAGGUUGUGCUUAUUCUCGGCAAACAUCGCGACCUCCAGCGCAUCACGGUGCCGUAUGCGAGAUUGCUUGGUAUCGUGAAUGAGCGGCAGGAAGAGCAAAGGAUGAUUACAGAUAUGUAG
Molecule: messenger RNA, 3090 nt
Organism: Mytilinidion resinicola
Lineage: Eukaryota; Fungi; Ascomycota; Dothideomycetes; Mytilinidiales; Mytilinidiaceae
Product: protein HIR1
Exons: 5
Coding region: 1-3090 (1029 amino acids)
Biological process (GO): chromatin remodeling; DNA-templated transcription; regulation of DNA-templated transcription
Cellular component (GO): HIR complex; nucleus
Molecular function (GO): protein binding; nucleosome binding
Source: RefSeq, a predicted model, not a curated record